GAAUUUUUACCAUUUAGUUUAGUUUUGAGCAUGCUUGUGGGUGGUGGUGCCGGUUUCAUACGGUAAUUUAGUAUUGCAUUUUGAUUGUUUACUAUCGUAAUUUUCUUGAUUUGGAGUAGUUUAAAGGUUUGCUUUAAUAAAUCUAUGGACUUUCUACAUAAAACAGUGCAUUUCAGGUCUUUGUAUCGUUAUUGUAUUAUAAUUUAUACGUUAAUCGAGUGUAUCUUGAAUCGUUGAGAUCAGAGAACGCAAUGUUGGACGGUGUUUGAAAAUGUGAAUCAAAAUGUGCCGGUGAAUCUUUCAUUCAAAUCUAAAGGACCUUGUUCUGAUUGAAAGACAUUACGAAAAUGAUGUUUUUGGCGUUUCUUCUUUUGCUUCCAUCAUGUUUUGCACAUCUCAACGUCUAUCUUAGUAGUGCAGAAGUAUUGAGAUUAUUAGGUCUAACAGCUGAGCUGUAUUAUGUAAGAGACGGUCAAAUCAACUCCUACGCACUUAACUUCGUUGUCCCCGUUCCUGCUAAUAUUGGAGAGUUGCAUUUUUCGUGGCAGAGCUUAACAAGACGACCGUUACCAUACACGCUGCGAGUGGAUGUCAUCUCUCACCCCGAGGCUUUGCACCCGCCAACCUUCAGUAUUCCAAGUACUGGCCUGGUGCCAACUGAACCACAAACGUGGCAAGUGGAUCUGCCCUGUACACACACGGUCGCAGCUGAAGUGGACGUCACCAUCGCCCUCAAUAUCUCUACCGGUUCAUCAUCUACAACAUUACAUUUUAGGAGACGUAAAAUAUGCCUAAAAGAUGCUCCUCGACCUGCUGUAAGAGUAGAUAAUGCCCCCCAUGCCCCCACCUCUGCUGAUAUAUUCUACGCUGGGGCCGGUUGUGCAGGUGGAGUGAUUAUUUUAGCAGCGGUUGCAGCAGUGGCUUGUCGAGCCCGAGCCAGGAAACUUCGUAGAGCAAGAAGCGAUGAGCAAGAUGCUCACGCGUUCUUGCCAGACUCUUCCUGCAAAUCUGCAGCUAGCUAUACAAGCUAUCGGCGUCCAACAUCUUUACCGCCGGUUGCUGCCGAAGAAAGGGCUAGAGAUCUCCAGCAAAGAAUAGCAGAGUUGACGAUACAAAGAUGUCGAGUGAGGCUACGAUCAGUGGCGAUGGAAGGCACCUUCGGUCGCGUUUACAGAGGAACAUAUGCAGACGAAGAUGGCAGGGAACAAGAAGUGUUAGUCAAAACUGUGGCUGAACAUGCAUCGCAAGUACAGGUGUCACUACUUCUUCAAGAAGGCUGCAUGCUGUAUGGGCUUCAUCACGAGCGGGUCCUAUCCGUUCUGGGUGUCAGCAUUGAAGACCAGACGGCACCAUUCAUUCUGUACCCCUGGGGUCCAACCUGGAGAAACCUAAAGCAGUUCCUAUUAGCGUGUCGAGGAGUUACAGUAGGUGGUACCACAGGUGCUCCGCCCCCUCCAUUAACAACUCAACACGUGGUCAGAAUGGCACUUCACGCCUUGGAUGGACUUUCCUAUCUACAUUCGCAACACGUGCUACAUAAGGACAUCGCUGCAAGAAAUUGCGUAGUUGACGAGAAUCUACGUGUCAUGAUAGGUGACAACGCGUUAUGUAGAGACCUCUUCCCAGCUGACUACCACUGUUUAGGAGAUAAUGAAAACAGACCCAUCAAAUGGCUGGCUCUUGAGACACUCUCAAAGAAACAGUUCAGUCCAGCAUCAGAUGUUUGGGCGUUGGGAGUACUUCUAUGGGAAUUGACGACGCUGGCACAUCAGCCAUAUGCGGAGGUCGAUCCGUUUGAAGUUGCUGCGUAUUUGAGGGACGGUUAUAGAUUGCAGCAACCGGCCAAUUGUCCGGACGAAUUGUUCGCAGUUAUGGCCUACUGUUGGGCGAUGUCGCCCGACGACAGACCAACGCUGCCGCAACUGCAAAUAUUUUUACGUGACUUCCACGCUCAACUGACGAGAUUCGUCUAGACAUGAACGUUUAACCAAAGACAAUAGUGAAACGUCAAUGCGUUACCAACGGCCUUAGCCUUAAUAAGGUUUUACUGUAACUUUGUGAAAGCUUUUCGUUUUUCCAAUACGAAUAUUCGACCAAUACACCGUUUAGUGGUUUAAACAAACUUUGUAACCAUGGCAACAUGGUUUUAUAACGCCAUGUAUUCAGUUGUUAUAUUCUAACUACGGAUGUGUUCUACCGACUGGUUAAUUAGAUUUUUAGCGUAUACAGUGCUUUACGUACUUGAAUCUGACAUGUAACUGAAGCCUUUUAAGGACUUUUGAGAGCUAAGGCCCAGGAUAAUGCUGUAAGACUGAUAGUAUAAGAUAGAUAUCACGUGUUUUUGCUUCUGUUCUUCGUACAUUUAUAUAGUAAAAUCUCUGUGUAAAUUGGUUGAAAAUUACAAUAACAUGUGUUCAGUAACAUAUGUUUCUGAUAAUACACAUUAUACAUACAUAAUAUCCCAGAAAUGAUUCAAAAUGUGGAAAAUAUCGAAUUUAAUUUUUAACAAGGAUUUUUUUUUAGUUAUGACGUUACUCACUAAUAAAUAAUGAAAAAUACGAUAUGUUCACCGGAUGUAUGAACGAUGUCCAUAAUUUGAACGAAAUGUGGUUUUUAAUGUAAUAUUACAUAUAACAUUUAAAAAAAUAAUGUAAAGCUCACAUUUCACACAAAGCUAUGAAAUCUGUGGUUAAAAUAAUACCUGUUAACUCGUAAUUCCAGUAAAAACUUCAUUUCAUUCAAAUAUGAUACUUUUAAGGCUACAUAUACCUUUUGGAACCUUAAUUCGGUAAUUUUAACGUAUUUCUCAUCGUAUUGUAAUAAUUUCAAACGACCCAAUUGACACAGAUAUUUUAGCUCUUCGCACUAAUUCAGAACACAAGCAAAAAUAUGCGGUUUGUUACUGCCAUAUUAGAUAUAAAUGUAAAUAAAUAUUGAUGUGCCUCAAAUAUUGUAAAUUUUAUAGUACAAGACAAUAUAUGUGGAUGAUUGUUUAGAACGGGAGCCAUUUGGUAGGGGAAUACUGAAGGCAAGAUUUCACGUAAUUUAAUACAUAUUAAAUUAAAUUUAUAAAAAUACGCAAAUCUGUCUUGAUUUUCAGCGUAAAUACUAAAGCAAUGAGACGAUACAGUGCUUAAUAUAUGUGUACUAAAUGUGAUUCCUAUCAAAAUCGUAUUGGAUUUUGCCUACCCUCAAAACAAAUAAUUGCAAAAUGAUUUGACUUUUCAAAUAUUAUACUGCUUAGUUUUCGUUCAUCGUUAUAAAUUUUUCGAAUAUUUAAAAAAUGUAGUUAAUUAAGUUGUUUUUAUUUAACUGUGAGAUUCGGCCAUUGACACGCACACUACCAAAUGUCUCGCAAGUAUGAUACCGGCGUUUUAAGAAUUGUUAUACUUGACCUGAAGUCGCAUUAGUUCAGUGGGUAGCUGGUUCCACAUAGGGAUGGAACACGGAAAAGCUGCUGAAAAAAACGCUUCUUGUGGCACUACAGACUUCGAGGUGAUACGGGUGAAACAAUUGGUCUACAGUAUUCCUUUCAGGUGGUGUUAAAAUCCUAUAUAUUAAGUGCCAAAAUUGUGCCAAUUUUGGAAAUCCCAAUAGAACUCUUAAUAUCAACAAAUUAUCUGUUUAGCUUAAGAAAGUUUAGUAGUUGGUAAAACGGUUCAUUAUGACACGCCAUAUUUGGUAUGCACAUCUUUGUACCAGUAUUAUUAGUGGCCAGAAAAAAUGUAGUGCCGAAAGUUGAUGUAACUUUUAAUUUCUUCAUAAUAAAUAUUUUUUUUUUAAUAUUUUAUUUAUCCUGUGUGAAGUAAGUUUGAGUUGCAAUGAAAAAAAUAUGUGGCGCGUCUUAGUGAAUCUUAUAAAAUAUCAAGAAUUGUACGAAAAAUUAUGAAGACAUGUAUAAACGCUAUAGAUAAUUUAUUUCUUUAAGUACAUAAAAGACUUAAUGUAUAUGUAAUGUAGCUAUGUAUAUUUGUAAAUAUUUUGUUAAUUAUGUCAAUAUACGAGUGAUUAUAUUGAA
Messenger RNA from Pieris rapae (cabbage white), 4018 nucleotides. It is a transcript of the gene dnt, whose product is annotated as tyrosine-protein kinase Drl. The record is from RefSeq and is a predicted model, not a curated record. NCBI's taxonomy places the organism in Eukaryota, Metazoa, Arthropoda, Insecta, Lepidoptera, Pieridae. Gene Ontology annotation, cellular component: signaling receptor complex. The coding region runs from base 348 to 1973 and encodes 541 amino acids. The transcript is spliced from 6 exons. Gene Ontology annotation, molecular function: ATP binding; protein kinase activity. Gene Ontology annotation, biological process: positive regulation of kinase activity; multicellular organism development; cell surface receptor protein tyrosine kinase signaling pathway.